GUGUGAAUAAAAAAGGAAAAAAGGAAGGGCAAAAUUGUAAAUUUAUGGGAAAAAAAAAAGGGUGUUUUGAAUUAUUGCCCAACGCGGUGGCUUGUAAAUGCAACCUAAGAAAUGCUUUCAUUUUUGUCAAAAGAGGGUUUGGGCUCAUUUUCAUGCAUUUUCCCUCCGCUCCGGUCGACUAUCAUUUUUCUUUCAAAGAGUCCACCUAAUGCAUAAUGUCUGAACUCUCAAGUCAGUUGAAUCUGUUCCAGUCAAAAGUGUCCGAAGAAAUUGGUCAUUAUCAAGCUGAAUAUGACCGUUGGCUGAAUUACAAACGCGAUUAUGAAGCUCUUGAGCGUCAACUCUCCACUUUACCGGACACUGUAUCUAAACAGGCCAUGAUACCCAUGGGCCCUUUAGCCUUUAUGCCCGGUAAAAUUAUUCACACCAAUGAAAUUUUAGUCCUCUUGGGAGAUAAGUAUUACGCAGAAAGAACGGCCAAACAAGCCAUGGAAAUAGUAGGACGUCGAAAAGAAGUGGUAGAGGAGAGCCUAAGACUAGUGAAAGCUCAGUUAAACAGUGCAGAAACAAAGAAAGCAUCCGUAUUAGAUAGUCUACAGCACACACAAUACAAUGAGGAAGGAUUACCGAUUAUGGAUAUUAGAGAAGAACUGCCACCAACCACGCCAACCAAGGGAAAUGAAGGCGGCAAAAACAAAGGCAAGAUGGCUCAAGAGUACUCUCCCUCAACAACAACCACAGCAGAGAGUGACUUACCAGAAUCAGUGUUGCGCGCAAGAAGAAUGAUGAAAGAAGCCGACGAAAAGAUCAAACAACAGAAAGGAGUCGACAAUGAGAAUAAAGCUCUCUUUGAACUUUUAAGCGAAUUAGAAGCAGAGGAAGAGGAACAAGAAGCUGCAGGCAUCCAUAAUAUAAUAGAAAAACCGCCUAUUUAUACCAAAUUCAUGAAUGCAGAUAAAGAAGACGAUCGACCAGCCGGGAGUAAGAAACGAGAUUCCCGCUUCGGGUCCGAUGAUAGCGAUGAGGAGGAGGACGAUGACGAGGAGGACGAACGCUAUGAUACAGAGAUUGCAGACAAUCUGUUUGAUAAAUUCACUGACGAUCCAUUGGAAGGUGUCGUGGACCAAGAAGAUUUUACAACCUACGAGGAUAAUCAUUCGGAUGAAAGAGAAGAAGAGGAGGAGGAAGCAGAGACCAUCGAAACAAUGACGUCCUCUGUGAAGGAAUUGUACAUCGAACCUAAAGAACCAAAAAGAGAUACUGCAAAAGUGAUGGAAAAAGGGUUCAAUGAUGCAGAUGAUAGUGACAAUGAGAGAAGCACACCAAGACUAAUAACCAAGAUGAAGAAGAAGAAGGAGAAGAAGAGAGUGACGUUUGCUGAUUCUGUUCAACCUACACAAGGAGAACUCGAAAACGCAGAAGAAAGGAAGAAGACGAUCAAAUCUCCGGCUGACAUAUUCAAGGUGAUUCGUAAAUCCCAGAAUAGCACCUCUACAGAAGAGGAUGAUGGUGAUGAUUAUUUGAAAAACAUAGAUACAGAUGAAGCAGCACAAAGCAACGAUGUAGAUAUCAAUGAGCUUAUCCAAGCUGCUCGUGAAAGCGCAAAGGAAGCUCUCUACAGACCCGCAGAUGGAUCUGACGUUUUGAUUCCUAUGGUCAAGGAGCGCUUUUCAGAACCAGCAGAAUCAUCCGAAUCAUUAAAAGCCUCAUCUGACAAGAAGGAGAAGAAGAAUAGUAAAUUAGACAAUAAAAUCAUGAAGGGCGCCGUCAUGGAACAUGACAUUGCACCUGUUGACCCGGAAGAAGUGGAAGAAGAUAUGGAUUUACGAGAAAUUACCGCUAGUUAUCAGCAGAAAAGACUAAAUAUGCUGGCAGCAACAGGCAGCCUCUCGUUUGAACCGAAACCUGAGUUUGAAGUGUUUGACGAAGAGUUGCCUUUACCUAAAAAAGAAGAAGAGAAAGAAGAAGAUAUACCUGAAGUCAAGCCCAAGAAGAAGAUAUCCAGGUUCAAAGCUGCAAGAUUGGGUAUGCGAAUGGAUGAUAACACUAUGUAAGAGUGAAAGAAGUCUCUAUGAUUCUCAUUAUUUAUUAUUAAAAGGUCUAAUUGAAUGCUUGGGAAUAUGAGCCUAUUAUUGU
Mycotypha africana is the source of this 2136-nucleotide messenger RNA. RefSeq lists its product as uncharacterized. The record is from RefSeq and is a predicted model, not a curated record. Gene Ontology annotation, molecular function: phosphatase inhibitor activity; transcription corepressor activity; chromatin binding. NCBI's taxonomy places the organism in Eukaryota, Fungi, Mucoromycota, Mucoromycetes, Mucorales, Mycotyphaceae. Gene Ontology annotation, biological process: negative regulation of transcription by RNA polymerase II; negative regulation of phosphatase activity. The transcript has a single exon. The coding region runs from base 216 to 2054 and encodes 612 amino acids.